GCAUACUGUUGAAUUACCAUGGUCAACAUUCCCAAGACCAGAAACACCUUCUGCAAGGGCGGUAAGUGCAAGAAGCACACCCCCCACAAGGUGACCCAGUACAAGGCUGGUAAGGCCUCUCUUUUCGCCCAGGGUAAGAGACGUUACGACCGUAAGCAGUCCGGUUAUGGUGGUCAGACCAAGCCCGUCUUCCACAAGAAGGCCAAGACCACCAAGAAGAUCGUCCUCCGUCUUGAGUGCACCGCCUGCAAGUACAAGAUGCAGUUGUCCAUCAAGCGUUGCAAGCACUUCGAGUUGGGUGGUGAUAAGAAGACCAAGGGUGCCGCUCUUGUCUUCUAAAUGAUAUAUAUUUAUUUAUCAUUUUCACUAUUUCUUGAAUAAAUCCAUGGAAAAUACAGCCAUUCGUUUCUUAUGCGCGUUAAUAACAUGUUGUACCAGAAAUUGAAGAUAUGUUUAUCUGUAUAUGUAUCUGUACAAAGAUCACAGUGCUUGAAAUGGCGUUUUUCUGGAAUAAAAAAAACAAGCCGUGAAACAAAGCUUCCAAUUGU
This is a messenger RNA of Phycomyces blakesleeanus NRRL 1555(-), 548 nucleotides long. RefSeq lists its product as hypothetical. Gene Ontology annotation, cellular component: cytosolic large ribosomal subunit; ribosome. Gene Ontology annotation, biological process: translation. Lineage: Eukaryota; Fungi; Mucoromycota; Mucoromycetes; Mucorales; Phycomycetaceae. The record is from RefSeq and is a predicted model, not a curated record. Gene Ontology annotation, molecular function: structural constituent of ribosome. Bases 19 to 339 code for a protein of 106 amino acids. The transcript has 3 exons.